Rhododendron vialii is the source of this 1967-nucleotide messenger RNA. RefSeq lists its product as uncharacterized. Gene Ontology annotation, biological process: intracellular protein transport; activation of GTPase activity. The record is from RefSeq and is a predicted model, not a curated record. Lineage: Eukaryota; Viridiplantae; Streptophyta; Magnoliopsida; Ericales; Ericaceae. Gene Ontology annotation, molecular function: GTPase activator activity. The transcript has 10 exons. Bases 212 to 1558 code for a protein of 448 amino acids.
AGGGAGUUGUUCCUUGUUAUAAUUGUUGACAAAAGGCAAACGCAGGGUCAUUGAUGACACACCCAUCUUCCCUCUCUCUCCGCUGAUUGUCUAUGUGAAUCUAUGGUGAUUUCGGAGCCAGAGGUAUAAACAGCUUCAGCUCGCCCAUCCCAGCUCUACAAGCCAUUGAAAAAUUCUCUCUCUCUCUCUCUCUCGAUCCCGAUUCAAGUAGAUGGUGAAGAAGCGAGUUCCCGAUUGGCUCAACAGCCCUCUCUGGUACUCCGCCCCUCCUCCCCCGGCCCCCGAGGAUGACGACGACGUUCGUCUCUACUCCACCUCCUCCGCCCCCACCAUUUCUUCCCCUUCCACCUCUAAAUCCGCCACGACCACCACGAAUUCCGCCACCGCGUCCGCGGUAACAACGGAGCGUCCGAAAGUGGAAAUUAGGGAUCCGUAUGGUAAUAAUGAUAGUAGUGAUUAUGAUAGGAGUCCUACUUCCGCUGAAGACGUUUCUCUCCUGGCUCAGCUCGAACUCGAGCUUUCAAGAAAGGUUGUCAAUAUGGGUGAACUGCAAAGAGUUGCAUCACAGGGCAUUCCAGGUGCUGCUGGUAUACGUUCUACUGUGUGGAAGCUUUUAUUGGGGUAUUUGCCAAUGGAUCGAGGGCUUUGGUCAUCAGAAUUAGUUAAGAAGAGGUCUCAAUAUAAGCAUUUCAAAGAAGAGCUUUUGAUGAAUCCUUCAGAAAUCACAAGGAGGUUGGAGAAGUCCUCAGGUUUUGAAAAUGAGGAAUCAAAAUGUGUUACCCGUGUUUUCCUCUCAAGAUCAGCGAUUACUCAUGGAGAACACCCUUUAAGUCUUGGGAAGACCAGCAUCUGGAAUCUGUUCUUCCAGGACUCGGAAUUCAUAGAGCAGAUUGAUCGAGAUGUAAAGCGUACUCAUCCAGACAUGCAGUUUUUCUCAGGGGAGUCGCAAUUUGCAAAGUCCAAUCAGGAGGCUUUGAGGAACAUAUUAAUUGUAUUUGCAAAGUUGAAUCCUGGUAUAAGAUAUGUGCAAGGGAUGAACGAAAUUCUGGCAUCUUUAUUCUAUGUGUUUAGAAAUGACCCUAAUGAGGAAAAUGCGGCCUUGGCAGAAGCGGAUACGUUUUUUUGUUUUGUUGAGUUAAUAAGUGGAUUCAGGGAUCUUUUCUGUCAGCAACUUGACAAUAGUGUUGCUGGAAUCCGCUCCACUAUUUCAAAGCUGUCAAAGCUCUUAAAGGAACAUGAUGAGGAGCUCUGGCGUCAUCUUGAGGUCACAACUAAAGUCAAUCCUCAGUUUUAUGCAUUCAGAUGGAUUACUCUUCUCUUGACACAAGAAUUCGAUUUUGCUGAUAGUCUUAUGAUUUGGGAUGCACUCUUAAGUGACCCCGAAGGUCCUCAAGAAACUCUACUUCGGAUAUGUUGUGCCAUGCUAAUUCUCGUCCGGAGGCGUUUACUUGCUGGUGAUUUCACUGCUAAUCUCACGUUACUCCAACAUUAUCCCUCUGCAAAUAUCAGACACCUACUCUAUGUUGGGAACAAGCUGCGUAAGCAGCUACCUCUGUAGUUUUUUUUUUUCCCUUCAUUUUUCUCAUUUCUUUUUGUUUAAUUUUACCACAGUAUUUGUUGUCGGUGGUGUUAUUUCCUUGGUGUCAAAAUUUGUUUGUGAAAUUUACUCUGUAAAUGUCAGUUAAAGUAGUUAACACGCGAGCAGAUCCUUUUUGUGUUGCUUUAAUCUUCUUCUUUCUUUCUUUCUUUUUUUCCCUCUUUUCUUUAUUUCUUUAUAGAUUUUGUAAUGCAAUAUUCUUUAACCCUUUUAGCCUGAUGAGAUGUAGGAAAUGCGAAUGUGGUUCUUCAAUAAUGACUGAAAAACAAGGCGUGUUAUUCGUUUUUAUUUGUAAAAAUUUGAUGAUGUAUUGUAUGUACGCUAUACAUUAAGAUAGAGAUCUCAAGUAUUCUAUUUUCUAUCUAUAAAA